Molecule: messenger RNA, 747 nt
Organism: Cucurbita maxima (winter squash)
Lineage: Eukaryota; Viridiplantae; Streptophyta; Magnoliopsida; Cucurbitales; Cucurbitaceae
Exons: 3
Coding region: 169-462 (97 amino acids)
Source: RefSeq, a predicted model, not a curated record
CCGACAUCUCUCUACCGGUCACUGCUGCCACGGGCGUUGUCUUUCUUCCGCUCGUGCCGCUGCAGCCUCCCUCCUAGAAGUUUUGCACUAAUUUUCUACCCCCUUGUUAUACUGGAUCUCUUGUUGAGGAUAUAAGUGAAGAGGGAGAACUAAUUGCGAGCAGAGAAAAUGUCCUUCGGCAAUGGAGUGAAAUCCUGUGCAAAGCUGGUGAAGUCUUCAGAACCAUUGUUGUUGAAAUCAGCUAAUCGAGGGUUUCACUCAACUGCUGUGAAGAGAAUGGGAGGACAUGCACAUGGACACGAUGAACCCUACUAUUUGCACGCAAAGCACAUGUACAACUUGGAUAGGAUGAAAAAUCAGAAGUUGAGCAUGAGGCUUGGAGUUUUCACUGCAUUCAGCAUAGGUGUGGGCGUUCCAAUCUAUGCAGUCAUCUUCCAGCAAAAGAAGACGGCCUCUGGAUGAAACAAUGUGUGCAACCCAAUAAGAAACAUCGGUUGCACCUCAGUCAGUCCUCCUCUCCUCUCCUCUCCUUGGUUUUAUUAACUCUGUAUAAACCCUCAUUUCAAAUGCUGCAUACAAACGUUGAGAAUUCGGCCGAGAGUCGCUCCGCCGACUGGAACACGAGAAUCAGAAAGUCGAUUCUGUUUUUCUCAAUAGUCUUUUCAUCAGAAUUCCAUUAUAUUCCACAUUUUGAUCCAAUCUGUUUUACUACCCAAAGAUUUUUUAUUGUUUGGGUUCAUUCAUUCA